ACCAGGCCGCUGCGCCUUCGCUCUCUCAGCUGCUCCGGUGUAGCGGCGGUGUAAAUUGAUACGUAAAUUUAACGUUAGCCGCGCUGGGUUGGAGGAAACAACCGGCUACGUCUCGUGUGUGAUUAAUUAAAACUGUUUUCUCUCGCUGGGCUCAACCGGCGACUCCUGUAUUGUCAGGACGAGCCGGCUCCGUGGACCGCGGUGCCGCGCAAACGAAAUUAGUGUUUACAUUUUUCGACGGAUAGCGUUAACAGCAGGCUCUGGUGGAGGGGUUAGCAUGCAGGCUAGCUAACAGUUUGUGGAGCCGACACCGCUUUAAAUCGCACUGCCUGAAAGUAUCUCUGUGUGUUGCCUCGGAUCGAGUCCCACACAUUGUGAUCAGCUCAAUGCCGGGGUUUUAAACCAUGUUUCGGUCACAGUUGUCCUCUUGUGUGGAGCGUUUAUUAGCGACUCAACACACUAGCCGCCACCUAUUGCAGGCUUCCCUAGGGAGUUCAAGUCCAGUUGGCUCUUUAUCGUCAGAGGACCAUGACUUUGACCCAACAGCAGACAUGUUAGUUCAUGAGUACGAUGAUGAGAGGACUCUGGAGGAGGAAGAGUCUUUAGAUGGAGGGAGGAACUUCAGAUCUGAGAUUGCAGAUCUAGAAAAGGAGGGGACCAUGCCUUUGGAAGAACUAUUGGCCAUCUAUCGCUAUGAGGCAUCAGCAGGCUCCAGUAUAGACAGCUCCUCAGGAGACAUCACUGAUGAGCUGCCUGACAUGACUUUGGACAAGGAAGAAAUAGCUAAAGACUUGCUGUCUGGAGACUACGAGGAGGAGACCCAGUCCUCAGCUGAUGAUCUGACCCCUUCAGUCACCUCCCAUGAGGCCACUGAUUUCUUCCCAAGAACACUUCGAUCCAACGCCAUCUCGGAUGGUGACAAAGAGUCGGAGUGUGAUGAAGAUGGCCCAAGCCCAGAAGACUCCAGAAAGGAAAUAAUGGUGGGAACACAGUACCAAGCAGAGGUUCCUUAUUGCAUCUGUCACUACAAAGAUGGGGAGAAAGUUUAUGAUGAUGAAGAUGAGUUAUUGUGGAGCCCAGGUACAAUGGCAGAAAACAAGGUCAGGGGUUUUCUGUCUGAAGUGUUGUCACGAACAACAGAUGAAAAGAUAGGAUUUGACAAACCAGGGAUGCACGUUCGAGACGAUGAGCAGGCAUUGCAUGAGCUUUUCAAGUGCAACUACAACACACGCGAAGCACUAGAGAGAUACUGCAGCCGCAUUAAGUCCUCGAAAGGAAAAUCUCCUCCUUGGUCGGAAGAGGAAUGCAAGAACUUUGAACAUGCACUACAGAUGUAUGACAAAAAUUUCCACCUCAUACAGAAACACAAAGUCCCAACACGAACUGUAGCAGAAUGUGUGGCGUUUUAUUACAUGUGGAAGAAGUCGGAGCGCUUUGACUUCUUUGUGCAGCAGAAUCGGUUUGGAAAGAAAAAAUACAGCAGCUAUCCCGGUGUAACUGACCUGAUGGACAGGCUGGUGGAUGAAGCAGAGGGACUGGCAGUGGACAGUUCCUCAGUGUGUUCGGGAGCUGGUGGAGGAGGAAGACUGGAGACGACCACCGACCAGCUGAGCCUGCUCAACUCCAUCACUGCCAGCGACCUCACAGCUUUGAGUAACAGUGUAGCCACAGUGUGCAGUCCUGCCGAGGUUAGCUGUCUCGACUCCUACAGCUUCCCUCCAUUGGAAAGUCUCCAUCGUGGGUCCCUUAACCACGACGAAUCCCUCGGGUUCCCUUCCAACGGUGCAGACACCGACUGCCUCAACAUGCUCGACGCCGGCUUCUACCACACCGACCUGGGCCAGCUAGGAGGAGUGUGCGUCAACAAGGACUGCGAGCGGCCCUCAAAGAGACUCAAGAUGGCGCUGCCUGACUCCUUUAUCAAUGACGUGUCUGUGGGUAACCUCGGAGUUGACUUCGAGGCGCGACGGACAACGACGCACCACCACCGAAUCACCGGCGCCAAAAUGGCAGUAUCCGUCACAGACUUUGGGAGCUUGGCUGGCAACGGCGAGCCCAAUGGGUUUCUGGGAGCACACGCACGGCAUCACACACAGCACACUGCAGCACUUCAAUCAGAGUGAUCUUCCUCCCUUGCUCUUCCCUUUUGAAACCCCUUAUCUUGCUUGUACAUAAGACUGACCUCACUGGAGAAUCCAAUUUGUUUAAAUUCUAUUAUAUAUAUAUAUAUCUAUAUAUAUGUAUAUGAAUAUACUUUGUUUUCAUUUUUUGUGUAAUAUGACAUCAGUGAUGUCUAUCAUAUAGAACUAAAAUCUUGAUUUCUCUCAAGAGUUUAUAUAGCCAUUUAUUUUAUUUUUUUGCGGUCUUGAGAUGUGGAACGUCCAUGUACAGUUGGGCCCAGCGGCUGCAGUCGGAGAGUUGUGUAUCUUCCUCCCUGACAUCUACACACAUCUUCACAGCUACAGUAUGUUAUCCUGCCAUUCUUUCCAGCUGCCAAAACUGGCUUAGUUCUCUGCCUCUAGUUUUUAGCAUGUAGUUGCCUGCUUUGUUUUUUGAAGUGGUACUUUCUUUUCCUUUUUAAAUUAGUGUUCGGUUUACAGGUACUUUUCAGUAACCAGACUAGUCCUAAUGAUUUUAUUUGUCUCCAAAUAAAAUGGCUAGAUAUUGUAUGAAGAACAACACUAGCACAGAGAUUAGCUUGAAGACCAGGAUGUUUUUGGCUUCAGCUGCUGAGACGUUCCAACUUGGUUUUCCUUCUUUUUUCUUUUUUCUUAUCUCCUGUGGAAGCUUUUCUUUAGUUUAUUUUUUAAAUCGUUUAAAGUGGCCAAAUUGGAACAUCUGAAUGUUUGCUACAGUUCAUAUUAUUAAUCCUUCUAGUCAAACCCAAAUUAUAGUCAACGAUUUUAUAUAUUUUCUAUUCUAAACGGGUGAAAAAUUACUUGUCCAGAGUAAAAUGGGAGUCAUCUUGUUUUACUGUUGGAUAUCAAGUUCUUUUUUAAAUAUAAAUCCUGCCUCUUCCUUGGAGGCUAUUGGUCCGACAAACCAUAAUGGCAAUACUGCAAUGCAAGCAUAUUAGUUGGGUUUAAACACCGACAUCAACUGGCACAGUAAAGUACUUUUACCUUUGAGAUUUAAUUAAAUCCUUUCAGCUCAUGUUGUCAUUCUUAGGCAACUUGAGCUGUGUAUGUUCAUAAGUUAAAUGUUAGAUUAUGUUCCUGAAUCACAUAGCGCCCCUUUCAGACCACUUAGCAGUCUUAGGUAAGCCAGCUAGCAGUAUUAUCUCUUUAUUUAAAGCCACUUCUGAUUUUUGUAUUCAACCUCUGCCUAACAUGUACUGAGUGUAGAACACCUCGUAUAAUCGGGUCUACAAUUUCUCGGAGUCUAGUAGCAGAGAUGGAGCCGUAUUUAUCUUGACUUGAGUCCAUAAUUGUGAACUGUAAAAUGUUUAGCGGGUCAUUGUCAUUGAGUUGGAUGCAGUAGUAGUGUUUACUUAAUUUAUGCAUUGUGCUAUGACAAAUUAGUUUGUUUCAGGGGUUCAUCAUGUUCGUCGUGCCCAUAGUUGUAGUAUUUCACCGUUUUGUAUGUACAGACAUGAUUCACGCCUCUACGUCAUCUUUUAGGUUCGCUCAAGUAAAUUCAGUUUCCAAGCCCAGCAUCAUCAGAGAAGAUAUUCACGUUCGCGUUUCAUGUAAAUAAUUAGCAAAUAGCCUUUAAAAGUCUAUUAACUGACCUCUUACACUUGUGAAUCUGUGUUGAUACAAAGUUUUUAAUUUGAUUCCUUGUCAAAAAGGCAAUAAUUUGUAGAUAUGUACAGAUAUAUUUUGAGUUCCGCAUUUUACCGGUUGACUUGGUGUUUGAAUUUUGUUUUCUUUCUUUCUGGAAAAGUCAUGAUACCCACACACUAGGACAUGGCUGAAACCACGCAUGCCAGCUGCGUCCGCUUCUCAAGUGUACCACUCAAAACGGCUUUACCCGAAGACGUAUUGAUAUUACUCAGUGUUGCAGUUUUGCGUUUGAAACUUGCAGCCGUGUGUAAAAGACGCUCAUCUUCUUCUUUCCUUGAAAAAACUCUUUUUACAUGUCGUCUAUUUGUCUUGAUGGUAAAGGGAUGGCUGCUGCUCUUAAUGUAUGUGGAGAGCUCAUUUCUCUUUGAAUGCAAUGUGCAUAAUGCAGUAGGUCCUCCAAGCUCUUCUAGCUUUAGCAGUGCAGUGAUAUUUAUUUCACCUGUGGUUUGUACAAAGACUCAGAAAACCUGUCAGAAUGUUAAGGCCAUUAAGUAGUAGAAGUAGGUUUUUCACCACCCUGUGAACUCUCAAAAAUGUGAUAUUUUAUUGAUAUGAGACUUGUGUGUGCAAGCAAGCACUAAACAAAUUUAUUUUAUAUUUUGUAUUGUGUUUUGAAGUUUAAAAAGACAAAAUAUAGCAGUUGUUUUGAAAAAGAAAACUCCAGUCCUUUGACGAAAACAAAAACACCUUUGUGAAUAAAAACCUACAAAACUUAAAAAUGUAUAUCCAGAAAUAUAGACAAUCAAAAACUUCACUAUGAGAAUUGUUCAAGAAGCUAUCUUUAUUGUUUAUAAGAAUUGUACAUAAACAUUGAGUUUUUUUUUUUCUUUUGUUAAACAUUAUUUUGUAUUUUCUGUUGUACUUUAAUACCUUGUGUACAGAUCCAGAAAUAAAGCUCUGGAAAAUGUUCA
Hippoglossus stenolepis (Pacific halibut) is the source of this 4696-nucleotide messenger RNA. It is a transcript of the gene mier3b, whose product is annotated as mesoderm induction early response 1, family member 3 b. Gene Ontology annotation, biological process: negative regulation of transcription by RNA polymerase II. The transcript has 13 exons. Gene Ontology annotation, molecular function: transcription corepressor activity; histone deacetylase binding. NCBI's taxonomy places the organism in Eukaryota, Metazoa, Chordata, Actinopteri, Pleuronectiformes, Pleuronectidae. Gene Ontology annotation, cellular component: nucleoplasm. The record is from RefSeq and is a predicted model, not a curated record. The coding region runs from base 405 to 2123 and encodes 572 amino acids.